Messenger RNA from Priceomyces carsonii, 321 nucleotides. It is a transcript of the gene RPP1A, whose product is annotated as ribosomal protein P1. Gene Ontology annotation, molecular function: ribonucleoprotein complex binding; structural constituent of ribosome; protein kinase activator activity. Gene Ontology annotation, cellular component: ribosome; cytosolic large ribosomal subunit. The transcript has a single exon. The record is from RefSeq and is a predicted model, not a curated record. Gene Ontology annotation, biological process: translational elongation; cytoplasmic translation. Bases 1 to 321 code for a protein of 106 amino acids. Lineage: Eukaryota; Fungi; Ascomycota; Pichiomycetes; Serinales; Debaryomycetaceae.
AUGGCUAUCGAAACUGCAUUGUCUUACGCUGCUUUAAUCUUAGCAGACUCAGAUAUUGAAAUUACCGCUGAAAAGUUGGCUACCUUGACCGCCAAAGCUAAUGUUGAUGUUGAACUGAUCUGGACUGAUAUUUAUGCCAAGGCUUUAGAGGGAAGAGACUUGAAGGACUUGUUCUUCAACAUCUCUUCAGCCCCUGCUGCUGGUGCCGCUGCUCCUGCUGCUGCUAAUGGUUCUGCUGCUGAAGAAGCUGCUGAAGAAGCUAAAGAGGAAGAAGCAAAGGAGGAAUCCGACGAUGACAUGGGUUUCGGUUUGUUUGAUUAA